Molecule: messenger RNA, 5334 nt
Organism: Brienomyrus brachyistius
Lineage: Eukaryota; Metazoa; Chordata; Actinopteri; Osteoglossiformes; Mormyridae
Gene: st6gal1
Product: ST6 beta-galactosamide alpha-2,6-sialyltranferase 1
Exons: 8
Coding region: 350-1843 (497 amino acids)
Molecular function (GO): sialyltransferase activity
Source: RefSeq, a predicted model, not a curated record
CACGUAACACAGCACACGUUCCCUCCUCCCCCACCCGGCUCUCCUACUCUGCAGUAAAACACAGAUCUCGGUGCGGUCUCCACUGCGCAGCUGGUGCGGUGCUGGUGCGUAUCUGUCUCACCGGCUUUGCCGCAGCGCUCCGGACUCCGUAGCGCUGUCUAUCAAGCUGUCGCCGGAAUAGUGAUGCAGUAGCAUAUGAAAAAAUUCACGUCGUUAUUAUUACUGCAUACAACUGAGACGAAACUGCCGCAGAGUUCGAACGUCUGCACGGGAGAAAGUGAUCACUAAUGCGAGAUGACUGAACCGAAAGCAACUGGCAGUUAAGGAGAGGAUUACAAAAACCGUUAAAAUGGGGUAUAAGAUCUCCGGCGCAGCAAUAGACCGUGUCAGCUUACUUUGGCGGAUGCGUCGGCGGGCACGUCGGGGGGUGCUCUGCAUGGCUGUCUUCUGCGUCGCUAUGGGCCUCCUCUACGCCUUCUGUGCUGAGAACAGUGUUCCCGUAACAGACGCCAUCUUCGGUGUGCGGGCCCGAACCCGUGCCCAGCCCCGCGCCCGCACCGUUGCCAAAGCACUGCGGUCGGCCGGCGCCAAUGCCAAGUCCAUAUUUGUUGACCCUCUGAGCCUGCCUGGCAUUGUUCCCCGAGACCCGCGCCGCCCUCUUCCUGUGCUCUCCCGCCUGCCUGCGUCCAAUGGCACGGUAGCUGAGCCAGGGGUGGCCAGAUCCCAGAGUGAUGACAGGGGCUCCAGGUGGGGCCUCUCCUGGCUGCUUCCAGGGCCCCUAAAGAGGCUCCUGUAUGGGAGGGAAAGGAAGCCUGGGACAGGUCGGUCUUGGGGUCCGGUAGACCCCGAACUCUUCGGGCCCCACAGCAAGUUGGGGGAGGUGUGGAAUGACGAGAUGUCCACUGCUUUGCUUGGAAAAAGACUGAAGCAAGUGGUGCAGAACUACCAGGCCAUGAAUAAGUAUGGAGUAAAGUUUAAGGGCUCCACUUCAAGGGGCCGCAAGCUGAGUGGACCAGAGCUCUUAUGCCAGCUGAAGGAGAGGAUCAAGGUGACCACAAUCACCCCAAACCUGAAGCCUUUUUCAGAGCUGCCCUGGAGCUCUGAGCUGCCCUCCCUACAACUGACCUCUGCCCUGGGACCGUUUGCGAGCUGUGCGGUCGUGUCAUCAGCGGGUUCGCUGAGAAACUCAGGCCUGGGGAGAGAGAUUGACUCCCAUGAUGCGGUGCUGAGGUUCAACGCCGCCCCCAUUGCUGGCUAUGAGAAGGACGUCGGCACCAAGACCACAGUUCGCCUUAUAAACUCCCAGGUGAUGGCAUCAGAAGAUCACCGAUUCCUAUCCAGCUCCCUUUAUAGUGCUGGGAUCCUGGUGGGGUGGGACCCUGCUCCUUACUCGGCUAACUUGAUGGAGUGGUACAACAGAACAGACUACCCCAUAUUCCAGCAGUACCAGAAGUACCGCCGGCUGCAUCCUCAGCAGCCUUUCUACAUCAUGCACCCGCAGGUUGAGUGGCAACUAUGGGAGCGAAUCCAAGACAAUAUGGCUGAGCCCAUUCAGAAGAAUCCACCCUCAUCUGGCCUGCUAGGAACAAUGCUGAUGAUGUCCAUAUGUGAGGUGGUGCACGUCUACGAGUUCCUGCCCUCGCAGCGCAAGACAGAGCUGUGCCACUACUACCAGCACUUCUACGACGCGGCGUGCACGCUCGGCGCGUACCACCCCCUGCUUUACGAAAAGAACCUGGUGAAGAGGAUGAAUCUGGGGUCAGAUCAGGACAUCUACAACCUCGGCCGGGUCACUCUUCCCGGGUUUAGCACCUUUAAUUGCACACCUAGCACAGCCCACUGAGAAACCGGAUUGUGUCGGUGGAGCGACACUGUAACUGAAGCUUUACUCAUCUACAGUUUUCCUGGCUCCCUCACUGCCAGCCACGCAGAGUGACUCAUGCUUUAGCCUGUGGACUUGGGAGGCCUCACUCCAACCCGUCAGAUUUGCGGUGUAACAACACAAAGAUGGUCACAUUUGCCCGCGCUGCAGCGGCAUCCUCUGUAACUGAAUGAGGCAUCACACAGCUCCAUCCCGUCGCCCCCGCCGCCUGCUGACUGGUGUCCCUCCUCCAUAUGGGAUGUGGGUCACAUCACCUGGGGGCUUUCCAGCACUCCGCCCCCACCCUUCACAACAGCCUUUGCUUUUUAUGAAACGUACAUAGAUUCCACACUGUGAUAAACAGGCUUUAAAGCUUUGCUGCCAUCCUCUGGAUUCCUGGAAUGCGUUCAUUGUGUUUGUUUUUUUUAACAUAAUGCAACACCUGCUUGUUUUGAAUAUCUGGGGGACGGGGGUGGGGUGGAGCUGUCAUAAAUCAAUUCCUAUGCUAACAUUACGGAAAGAAAGACUCCUUAUGACGAGGUCCUGAUUUAAUGACACUCUUCAGUUGAUUCUUACUGUCGAAAUCAAGCACAGAAAAUGACAGACGUCAGGAAGGUGUCUCCCAAAUUAAACUUCAGACACCCCUCCCUCCAUGACUUCACAUCCCACAAGGUAACCAAGGAUUUUUUUUGCAGAAUAAACAAAGUGCAUGUGAAUUAAUAAAGCCGCAUAAUGAGUGCCAAGUCUCUGAAAUCCGAGAAUUCUAUCGGGCCACCUUGCGGGUGACAAUGCAAUGAAAAAUGGAAUGGAACGAGAUCCCAGACACCUGACCACGUACAUGGACUCUGGCCUUUUGUAUUCAGGCCUGUACAAUACAAAAACCUACGAUGCAACACACAGUAACGUAACAGGUACAUAGAAAUGAUGAAUUGAUGUUUGGCUCACAGCUACAUGACAAUGCACAUAUGGCAAAACAUGUUAUUUCUAAAACUUCGCAUAAUUACCCCAACUUGUUACAUAUCCAGAAUCCUCCCUCCAACUGUUAUAGCUGUGCUGCAUUGAAUCCUUGAUAUGAGCAAGGGCUAUGUGGUCAUGCUCUAAACUGGAAGUAGCUCGCUCCAAAUCUAGAAUUUAAACUGAGGCGUGAACCUUGUUCUAGGCUCAGUCUUGUAUCCAGUGUUUGAGCUUCAGUGUUCAUUUCAGUGAGGGGUGUAGGGUUCUGAUAUAUGGGGCUGGGUUUGAUCAGUGUUUUAUUUCCAGAUUUUGAUUAGGGUUGCUGGCUUGCUGUGGGUGCAUCUCAGUAUGCACACUUGACCGUGCAUGUGUUCUCAUGUCCCCGUUUUAUGUCAUCUUCCAUCGCCGAAGACCAGCUCCAAAACUCAAGGACAAAAGUUCAGAUGAUUAUAAAAAAUCCUCGAAUGUCGUACUUGCCACUCCCUGGAUAUCAAGGAUGCAUCGUUUGCAUCCUUGCCAAACGAAACCAGUCCUAUAAUUCAUUGCGCCCCAAGUUGGUUCAGUUAGCAACACCAGUCCAGUGAAGUAAUAAGUAUGAUCUUUGUGUUCUUGAUAUUGAGAAACGCCCUAUGUGAUUGUAUGUUGUUUUAAGUUAGUUGAUGUCUUGUCUCAGGUUUCAUGUUUUUUUUUAUUGGGUAUCUGUAUUGUAUACUUGUUACUCUAGUAAUUCCAAGUUCCCUAGCUGCUAUGCUGUACAAAUGGCAUCUUGAUUUAGGUUUGUUAGGAUUGUCUUGUUAUUCCAGUCUCAUUUCCUGAUCGGUGCAUGCCGGCUUUUGUUGCUGGUUUACCCAGUGUGCCAGAGUUACACAUCUAGUCAGCAGCCCUAAGUGUCAUUGGUUACUCCUGUCCUGCAGGCUCCCACCGAUUGGUCUCAGGGACCAUGAGGCAGAUAACCUGGAGCUGUGGAUUCGCUGUCCAAUUCAGGGUGCUCUGGGUUGCAUUCUGAAUAAACGUAUUUUCACUUCAGCAUUCUGAGUCCUGCUUGUGACACCAGCCCUGUAUUCUUGUUGUAUUCUUGUUGGGUAAUAAAUGUGAAAAUCUAUAUAUGCAUAUUUGUUUGCCUGCUUCACAAGAAAAAUAUAUAUUUUAAUAUUUUAUUUAGUAUUUUUAUUAAGUAUUCUGUUUGAGAAAUGAUCUGUUAAAUUUCGUUUAUUUUUUUAUAUGAAGUUGCACGUUGCAUAACAAUAUAAAAUUAAACCAAACUUGCAGGACCCCCCCCUGAAACAGGUUGUUCCUGAGAUUUUGUAGUGUCUGCCUUGGUAAUUGAUUAAAAUCCAAAAAAAAAAAAAUAGUAACUUUAUAUCUUUCCUAACCAAAAUUUCCAAGUGUCAGUUAAGAGCGUUAACAGCAGCGUGUUAUGGAAUCUGCUGAGGCCUUGAUCAGUUCCCUUGAGAAGAUGGCCAUGGAACCCCCCCGCCCGCCCCCAUGUCGAUGAACCCUGCUGAAACCUGACAUCCAAGGUCACUGUUGAGAGAUCAGUCUUUGGGAAUGAAUGGUCUUAAUGUAUCCUGACGAGGAAGUAUUGAACAUGCCGUUUUAUACCGGGGAAAAAGCUUGAUAAGAUGUUUAUCUGAACCCUGAUUUCUACAGUACAGAUAUUUUGUGAACUGUUUGACUUCUGUGGCAAACUGUGACUCAUUCUCGUUUUUCUUUAGUGCACUUCCCAAAUUUAAAGUUAUUUGAAGUUAUUUAAAGCUACUAAAGGAUAUUAUUAUGCAUUUAGAUACUCAAAGACUAAUUUUUUAAAUGAGUGCUGAAUAUUAAAUGUGAUUUUAAUCUAAUCUAGUGAAUGUUGUGUCUGACAAACCCAAGGCAGUCUCCCACUUGUAUGAGUCUUUCUUUAUAUCUCAUUCAUCCAUUAGAAUGAGAAUCCUUGAAACAGCAGAGCACACUGAAAAACCUCUGGUUUCCUACAGUAUUUUGGAUGCCUUGCAAAUGGCUGCCAAUCCUGCCUUCCCUCGCCGCAAAGCAGGUGGGGUCUUGAUCAAAAUCUCAGCUUGAAAUGUUGGCCGACUGACCGAUCAAUAGACGCCACCAGGACUGUAUUUGAGAUGCUGAACGUUAACUUAGACCUAACUGUCUCUUUGGCAGGAAUUCAUGACUAUCCCCAGUACUGCCAAAAUGGUUGAUGCUAAAAUGUUCAGUCGGCAUUGACAGGGACGGAUUAAUGUGUAGGCAGCCCUAGGCUCGGAAACCCCAGGGCUCUGGCAGACAUUAUGUUCCUGCUCCACCUCAGGAAUAAAGGAACAGUUAAUGAAAACGGAAACACCUGAGUGUCGGCCUAGGGCCCCCCCCAGAUAAAUUAAUCCGCCCCUGAGCAUUGAGACAAUGUAGUCUAUUGUUUUUCUAUUUUUUUUCUAAGUUUUAUUGCUUUGAAUAUGUGUAUUAUAAUUUCUGUAAAAGUACGUGGAUCAUAACUAAAGACUACUUCAUGCAAAAUAAAAAGAUGAGUGCUUGCA